AUGGGUUUCUUCUCCAGGAAAAAGGAUCCAGCGGUGCCAGUCAUCACCAAGGUUCCUUCAAAUACCUCUACUCAUUCUGUACAUACAUUGAAGCUGCUUUUGAAGCCUAAGCCUCAAACAGAAGUGCCCGUAGACAAAAACUUAUUGAUUCCAACGAUCGUGACAAAUGACGUUAAGAUUGAGACCAAUGACCGCAACAGGCGAGUCAGUACUAUCGUUGAAGAUGAGCAGCACGCUGAUUUUGAAGGCGAUGACUUUGAAAACGAAGACGAUGCUUCGGAUUUUGAAAGUGAGGACGAUGAUUACGAAGAACAUACUCAUGCAUUGAUUCCAAGACAUACUGCUACGGUUUCCCAAUUAUCUGCGCUCAUGGGACUUGUAGGACUUUCUCAUACAAAAGAGGCACUUAAAAAGCUUGCUAAUGAAGAGCUGAGGCGCACGUUUUCGUUGAUUUCCUCCGACUUGAAGAUCAAUAGACUUCUGCCAACUAUGAGCACUUCGGAUCCCCAUCUUUUUGAGUCUGUCAUCGGCGACUUACAAAUGAAACUUAUCAAUGCACUUACCAGCCAGCUUAAUAACCUCAUGGACGCUCUGCUGGAUCUAGACGUUCAGUACCGUCUUGUUGAUGACCACAGAACCUUGUUUGAUAGAUACGGAAAUUUCAAGGAUGUCAUUGGCAGAGGCGCCUAUGGAGUGAUAAAGAUUGUAGAUCCAGACGACAACGCAGACGGAUUUGCUAUUAAGAAUAAGGUUUAUGCCGUGAAGGAACUCCAGCAACGUACGAGCACCGACAAAAACAAAGAGACUAGAGAGCUCUUUCUCGAACGUGCAGUGUCGGAAUUCAUCAUUUCCUCCACUUUGAACAACAAGCAUAUAGUCCGCACGUUGGAUUUCUUGGUGACAUUACCUCCCAGAAGUAAAUCUGGUAUACCUGUGGAGAUUUCCGAGAAUAGUCUUAAAAUCAGCCAGGUGAUGGAUUGCACAAAUGGAGGUGACUUUUUCUCUUACAUCAAACAGUCGCUUGCCUCUCGACAGUACAUCUCCAUCGACGAAAUCGAUUGCAUGGUCAAACAGAUCACCAAAGGGUUGUGGUACAUGCACAAUCAUGGAGUUGCCCAUUGUGACUUAAAGUUGGAGAACAUUUUGAUCACAUAUGACACCAGGACGCCACAAGAGGGCCAAAGAGGCAAAAUGAAUUUAAAGCUUUCGGACUUUGGAAAGUCUAAUGUCGUGCGGACGAAAUGGGACGCCGAGGAACAGUUGUCUACUAGUGGACCAGUUGGUUCCGGUCCAUACAUUGCGCCCGAAGAGUACAUUCCAACAAAGAAAGGGUACUCGCUCAUUAAAAAAGACUGCUGGGCACUUGGAGUUCUAAUAUUGGUUCUUUUCAAUGUUCGGCGGUCGUAUUUCGUGGGGAAAUAUGGCGAGGUGUGUCAAUUGGGAUACUACGAUGAACAGGCACAUGAGGACACCACAAAGAACUACAGCUCGUCAUACUUGUGGCGCACUACUGAGGCAAAGACAAUCUCACUUUCCAAACACAGAAAAUAUAAGGAUGAAGUGUUUGACGAGUACGUGAGAAGUGCUAUGGUUGCAGACUACGACAAGAACACCAAAGAAUGGACAAUUCACUCACCAGGAAAAUUUCUCCCCAUAGAAACAUUAUUCGAUGCUAAGGAUGACGGUUCGAUGUUCGAAAGAGAUGCUGAGUUUGAGGAAGACGACUUUCUUCUACGAAAGUACUUCAUCUACAAAUUGCUCGACAUCAAUGCACGCACGAGAGCUAGCGUGGAUAUGGUGUUGAGGAGCGAUUGGUUGAGUCCAGUAGAAUGCUGUUGCGAAUAG
Sungouiella intermedia is the source of this 1845-nucleotide messenger RNA. Lineage: Eukaryota; Fungi; Ascomycota; Pichiomycetes; Serinales; Metschnikowiaceae. The record is from the annotation of a GenBank genome assembly.